Talaromyces rugulosus is the source of this 993-nucleotide messenger RNA. RefSeq lists its product as uncharacterized. The record is from RefSeq and is a predicted model, not a curated record. The transcript is spliced from 5 exons. NCBI's taxonomy places the organism in Eukaryota, Fungi, Ascomycota, Eurotiomycetes, Eurotiales, Trichocomaceae. The coding region runs from base 1 to 993 and encodes 330 amino acids.
AUGUCGCGCAAUAUCUGUAUUACGUCUGCCGAAGGAAACACCGCCUUCAGUAUCGCUAAACUUUUGCUUACCACGGAGCCUUUCAAAAAGGAAAUCGGCCAGAUAACAGGCCUGGCGCUCAAUCCAAACACAGAGUAUUGUCAACAGCUCCAAACUCUCGGAGCCAAGAUUACCCAGCACAAACCAGGUCGCGUGCGCGACACGGUGAAAAUACUCGAAAAUACCAAGUCGGACACACUGAUGCUCAUCCCACCGGCUCAUGCGAACAAAAUAGACAUCACAAUGGAGUUAAUCGAGGCUGCCAAGAGGGCAAAUAUUCAAAAUGUUUGUUUCAUGAGCGCGGCUGGGUGUGAUUUGGCCGACCGGGAUGCUCAGCCCAGGUUGAGAGAGUUUAUUGAUUUGGAGGCAUUGUUUAUGAAGCUGAAAGGGGAUGAGGGUACCAAGAUGGGACCUUCGUCUGUGAUUAUCCGACCCGGCUUCUAUGCUGAAAAUCUACUGCUUUACGCACCCCAAGCUCAAGAAGAAGGUCUUAUCCCGAUUCCAAUAGGGCAAAACACCAAGUUUCCACCUGUUGCUCUUGGAGAUGUCGCUCGACUAGCAGCUCAUAUUCUUACCGGAAAAGGAAAAUACGGCUUCAGUAACGAGCACCGUGGACAGCUCCUGACAAUGACCGGACCUAUGCUUCUGAAUGGUGACGAACUUGCACAAAUUGCUUCGCGAGUUCUGGGUGUGGAGAUGAAAUUUGACGACGUUUUAGAGAGGGAAGCUCGUCGUCUGCUUCGCUUUCGGAUCGAUAAUGACCUGUCUGAGAUGGAGUACCUGCUUGAAUAUUACUCGCUCGUGCGAGAGGGUAAAACUAAUUACAUUUCUACAAUCGGUUUUCAUGACGUGACAGGAACUCAUCCCACUGAACCGCCUGAUUUUUUCAAAACGUACAAGGACGAGUUCAUGCCCAAAAAGGCUAUUCAGAAGCUGGGGGCUGAUGGGGUAUAA